GACAGCACGCACGCACGCACGCGCGCGCCGUGGCUGCUUGUAAACAGAAGCUCACACGCGGACAAAGGAACGAGCGCGUUCGGGACGAGAGGAGCGCAGGUGACCGGGCAGGUGUCGCUAUGACAACGGCCGACGUUUCGAAGCCCGCUCCCCGCCGCCGUGUCCGCGCGCGUGCGGCCGCCUGAACCGUCUUUCUGCCCGCAGCCCGAACCCGACGGUCGGGAGGAGGAGGAGGAGGAGGAGGGACGACCGACGUCCGCUGCGACGUUCUCCGGCUCUGGCGCAGCUGGCGGCGGGUAAACAAAAGCCGGACCGCCUUUUGUUUCGCGUCUUACUUCGGUCGGUCGAUUCGCUUCGGCCGCGUUGAAACGUACUUUCGCAGCUAACGUUAGCUAGCUAGCAGGGGCCGUUAGCCUCUAAUUUACGUCAGAUUAUUUUUCUUUUCUUUUUUUUAGCAAGCGAGCGAUUAUCUUUUUUUUUUUCUCCUUUUUAUUUCUCCUGACUGGAUGAGAUGUCAUUCACGAUGGAGGACAACUUGGAGUCCGAGUGGGUGUCCGUCCGACCGAGAGUCUUCGACGAAAAGGAACGGCACAAAUUUGUCUUCAUCGUGGCCUGGAACGUCGUCGAGGGAAAGUUCGCCAUAACCUGCCACAACAGAACCGUCCAGAGGCGGACUACUUUUCUGCUGGACCCCCUCGUCGUCGACGGCGCCGCUUCGCUCCCUCCGCCGGGCCCCUCCGCGGCGGAAAAACACACGACAAGUCCGAAAGAUGAAGUCAUCCCGGCGGGUAAAGUUGGACCGCACUCUCCCUCCAAGGGGAAGACCGUUAUCUGGGACAGAAACGCUCUGAGGCCCGGCGGUUCGGAGACACCCGAGCGUGUCAGCCCCACGCUGGCGUCCUGGGACGUCGUGACGCCGAAAGCCAUCGAUAUCGAGGUCCUGGACCCCGUGGAUGUCCUGCCCUCCCCGGAGGACGGGGACGGCGGCGGCGGCGGCGGCCGCGAGGACUUCAGCUGGGCCGGGCUGUUCUCCUUCCAGGACCUGAGGGCGGCCCACCUCCAGCUGUGCGCCGUCAACUCGGACCUGGAGCCGUGUCUGCCCCCCUUCCCCGAGGAGCAGUCCGGCGUGUGGUCGGUGCUCUUCGGCGCCCCCGGCGUGUCGCAGCGGGAGACGGACGCCCUGUGCUACCAGCUGCAGGUGUACCUGGGUCACGCCCUGGACACCUGCGGCUGGAAGAUCCUGUCGGAGGUGCUCUUCUCCGAGAGCGAGGACACGGAGGAGUACUACGAGAGCCUGAGCGAGCUGAGGCAGAAGGGCUACGAGGAUGCUCUGAGGAGGGCCAAGAGAAGCAUGCAAGAGGUGUUGGACAAGCACAAAGCCACGGACAGCAUGGUGGAGCUGCUGCAGGUUUACCCCGAGGAGGACGAGGCCUACGGAGAGCUGCUGGAGGCGACCACUCAGCUCUACCACUACCUGCUGCAGCCUUUCAGGGACAUGAGGGAGCUGGCGAUGUUGCGCCGACAGCAGAUUAAGAUCUCCCUGGAGACGGAGCGCCUGGGUCCCCGUCGAGUGGAGGGCCUGAGGAAAGAGGACGAGGAGUGGCAGAGGAAGGCUCACGCCGCCGUGCUCUCCAUUCAAGACCUGACCGUCAAGUUCUUUGAAACCACGACUCGGGCGCAGAAAGCUUUGCACGAGCGGAUGCGCGCCGACCAGAAGAGGUUCGGCAAGUCGGCGUGGGCGGCGGCGGUGGAGCGCAUGGAGCGGCUGCAGUACGCCGUUUCCAAGGAAACGCUGCAGCUGAUGAGGGCCAAGGAGAUCUGCCUGGAGCAGAGGAAGCACGGCCUGAAGGAGGAGAUGCAGAGUCUGCAGGCCGGCGAGGACGCCAUGCUGCGCGUGGACCAGCUGGAGGAGCGCUACUACGAGCUGCAGCUGCAGCUCUACGACAUCCAGGCGGAGGUGCUGCGCUGCGAGGAGCUGCUGCUCAGCGCCCAGCUGCAGAGUCUCCGCAGGCAGAUGACGGAGCGCCAGGAUGAGGUCGUCUACUACGACGCCUUCGAGAGCCCCGACGCCAUGAAGGGGGAAGAAGAUCCCGCCGCCCCGCCGCCCCCCCUCAGAGAAGACCUCGGCGUCCUGCAGCAGAGGACGCGGCAGCUGGAGGCCCGCAGGGGCCGCAUCACCGCCAAGAAAGUCUACCUCAAGAACAAGAAGGAAAUCUGUAUCGUCAAUCACAACCAAAAGAUCCAGCAGCGCCGAGGGAGCCACGUGUCCCCCCAGCAGGGAGGCGAAGCCGAGGAGGACGACGAGGCCAAGAGCAACGCCAGGGUGAGUCAGGAGAGGCAGAGGACUCUGGACCGACUCCGCAGCCUCAAGCUGUGUUACCCCGGCCAGGUGACUCUGAAGUCCAGCCGGCUGCGUCUGAGUCAGCCUCCCGGCCGGAGGAGGCCCGGUCAGCAGCACGCCACUCACUCGGCCGGCGUUCAGACCGACUGCAUCUCCGACCUCCCGGAGCUCUCCGCCCCACCGGCGUCCGACGCCUGCCGCUGCGACGGCGUCUCUUUACCCACAAUUCAGCUGGUCGACCUCGACUCUUCGCCCCCUUUCCUCUCGCUGCCUCCGCUCUCCCCGUCUGCGCCGCCACUGGGUGCCGCUGCUCCUCUCCCACCGCCACCACCUCCGCCGCCUCCUCCACCUCCCCCCUCGGAGGACCAGCAGCAGGGCGGGGAGAACAGUCCCCGCCCUGCGCGGCGCCCCCAAUGCGAGUCCGACCCCCUGCCCCUGGCUGCGUUUUCCCCUCGGUUCUUCGACAGCAGUCAGCUGCAGACGGCGAGGAAGAAGCUGAAGAAGACGGCGUCGCUGGACUCGUCGCAGUGGAGGAGAGCGAGCUCCCCGAUGGACGAGGUGCUGGCGUCGCUGAAGCGCGGCUGCUUCCACCUGAGGAAGGCGGAGCUGCGGGUCCUGGCCCCCGACCCGGACGACGACGGCGACAACAUCCUGGCCCAGAUCCGGCAGGGCGUCCGGCUGAAGAAGGUGCGCGCCCGGCCGGAGCAGCAGCGCAGCGCCAGGAGCUUCACGCACUCGGCCGACGCGCUGACCCGCAGCAUCCACGAGGCCCUGAGGAGGAUCAAGGAGGCGUCGCCCGAGUCCGAGUCGGAGGACGAGGGCCUCCCGUGCACCGACUGGGAGAACUAGCCCGGCCCGAUGGGAGGUGUUCUUUUCAUUUUUUGGGGAUACGUGCAGCCAAAACGAAGAGACAGCCAGCGGCGUUCCAUCACGCUGAGGUGCAAUUUGAACAAAGAAACCUUGAUUCUUUUUUUAUUUUCUUCUUUUUAUAUAUUUCGGAAAUCCGCUGAGAAGUUCGUUUGUCUUUGUCAUUCAGACUUCUGUGUGUCGUUUGACGAUGGACCACUAACCUUUUGGUCUUUGUUAUGUGGUUGCCGUGGCGUUCUUGGCGAGGAUACAACCUCUGACCUCUCGUCGUGUCGGCCUACAUGUCGGAGUCGUACUGUAGCUUGCUGUGAUGGGUUUGUUUUAGGAAGUGAGCGUUUUGUUUUUUUACGUACAAACUUUGAGACUCUUCCCUCCAUACGUGUGCUGUUCACUUUCACAUUCAACCACUUUACUGCACAGAGGCGAGUCUUUCCCACCGCCGCCAAGUGAUAGUUUGACAUUCUGGGAGACGGAGCUUCAUAUUUAGGGAGCAAAAAGGAAGAAUAAAUGUAUCUACUUGCUACCAAGUUGCUAUUUUAGGUUAUUUUUAUCAUCUGGGCGGGAAGGAUCGCAAAAAUAUUGGCUCUGAUUGUAUUUAGCUAAUCAAAUUCUAUAUCUAUAGGAGCGUAAAUAUUUUAGGGGAUAUCAGAGUCCACUUAAACUCGUCUGUUCUGAAAUCAACAGGAAAUGCUGAUGGAUAAUUCUGUCCGUCUGUCUGUCAGGAUUCCAGAAUCUCAGCGAAUAAGCGUAACGAGACCAUCGAUCUUCACCGUAUUGGUUCAUACUUUUUACUGUUAGAUAUGAGAUAUGAUCCAAAUAAACCGGUUUUAGAAGCGGCACUGGUUCAGAAACACCAACGCUGGAAAUAUCAGCUCACAACCACCUGUAGUUUUAUUAGAUCAAUAUUUAUAAAGAAGUUGUUUCUGUUGACCUUUGCAUCCAAAGGAUGCUGGUUUGACCGGCUCAGUAUUUUGACAAAAUUAUAUAUAUCUAUAUAUAGAUACGCAGUACCAGUCCAAACGUUUGGACACAUUUUCUCAUUCAGCUCAAUGAGAAAGUGUCCAAACGUUUGACUGGUACUACGUCCUCUUUGAGAUGGUAAUAACAUUUUAAUAUGUCAAGAUGGUUUUUCCCUCAUUAACAAUAAAAACCUCCAUUGUAUCAAUGAUACUUUUAACUACAAUUUUGGACCCAGAAACAAAGAAACCUCUCCACUGCUUUUAUGCUACAAUUAGAGCUGAAUACAUUCAGCAGAAAACAAAUCUACAAUUAUUUAGUUUGUUUAAAUAAAAGGAACCCAAAUAAUUCUCUGGUUGUAGCUUUUAAAAAGUGAUGAUUUGCUGCUUUCUCUGUUUUUCUUCACUUUCUGUGUGUCACAGUUUCUUUGCACAAAAACAAGCCAUUUGGAAAAAGUCGCCAUUUUUCCCUAUUUUGUAAAUUUGAACGAUUAAUUACGAUUUACCGGAAAAAAUAAUGAAUGAAAUCACCCAUUCAUUCACAGAUGUUGAAGAUGCCCCCUAUUCAUGUGUGUACUAUACUUUAAACAGCAGCACACUGAAGCCUGUCUGCAGGGAUUAGUGAAGUCUGAGGCUCCAGCGCCCCCUGCUGGUUUAGACCCGGGACGACCGUCACAGAUCACGUGUGAUCAUUUUAUUUAUUUGUGUUGUCAUUUUCUUAAUGCUAUUGAGUCCUCUCUCUCUUUGAACGGCCUUCAGUCGCUUUCCAACUUUAUUUACUUACUGGAUUUGUUUGUGUGUUUGUGUGUGUGUGUGUAUGAUUUUUAUACCUGUCUAUUAUUAUUAUUACACUGUGUCAAACUUCUUUCACCGAAACUCACAUUUACUCUCCUGUGUUUAACAAAUAAUGCACUGAGAUCCAUGGUUACAUUUUUUUACAUCAAGUAUAAGUUUGACUGUAAAAUUCAAUCAUCUUAUUUCCGGCCGAGAGUUUGAGGAGAAGAUUAAAUAAAACGUGUUUGAGUGGUAAAUAUGAAGCUACAAUAUAGCCGAUGGUUAGCUUAGCAUAAAGACUGGAACGGCUAGCUUAGCCUAGCAUCGUGAGCAUGGAGUUGCCGCUUGAAUCGGUCGGAUGUGAGUAACUGUUGACGUCAGAAAGAGCCAAGCCAACGCCAGCGUCUGUCUUUAUGCUAAGCUAAGCUAAUUGUUUUCAAAUGAGCCGCACAGACCUCUGAACGUUGUCAAUAUUGUCCUCUAACUCUCAGCAAGUCGAGCAAAGUGUAUUAACCAAGAAUGUCAAACUUCUCCGUAAAGAGUCACAGCGGCCAUUUAUAGAGAAACUGUUGCCAAGUGUUAAAAGUCACGGUGAGCUUUUAUUUUACGUGCAGUGAUUCCAACUGAGCUUCUUCCAUCCACUGAGAUCUGCAUCACGACACCAGUUUAACCUUUUCACGACCUUAUGCAUGUGACUGGUUUUGAGGACAAACCCAUCACAACUUAAGUGCAAUAAGUAAAAGUCAUUUUUAUGAAUUAAAUACUGUAAUGAAAUGUCAAAUUAUAUCUGCAUGCCUAAAUGUAUUGAAGUAUUUAUUGAAACUUCAUAUUUUAAAUGAUUUUUAAAAAGCAUACAAAUGUAAAUGUUCUUUAUAGAGUUUGUUGCUCUUUUUGGUUCCUAUCAUGACAUUCCUCCUCGCUUUCUAUAUCCUUUUCUUUCCCUUUCAAAAUAAAAUUAAGCACCAACAUGUCUUUCAAUAAACAUUUAUCAGAUGCUUACA
This is a messenger RNA of Gasterosteus aculeatus aculeatus (three-spined stickleback), 5939 nucleotides long. The record is from RefSeq and is a predicted model, not a curated record. NCBI's taxonomy places the organism in Eukaryota, Metazoa, Chordata, Actinopteri, Perciformes, Gasterosteidae.